Molecule: messenger RNA, 990 nt
Organism: Amyelois transitella
Lineage: Eukaryota; Metazoa; Arthropoda; Insecta; Lepidoptera; Pyralidae
Product: WW domain-containing oxidoreductase
Exons: 5
Coding region: 1-990 (329 amino acids)
Source: RefSeq, a predicted model, not a curated record
AUGCAUAUUGUAAAAGAUCAAGAUUUGACGGGCAAGACAUGCUUGAUAACGGGUGCCAACAGUGGGAUUGGUUUGGAGAUGACCAGAUGUCUGAGUUCCCGUGGCUGCGAAGUGUUAAUGGCGUGUCGGAAUCCUUAUGAAGCCACUACAGUCGUCAAAAACGUUUGCUCUGACAUAAGUCUUCUCCGGUUUUAUGAAACUAAUCUUGCAACCCUCAGGUCUGUGAAAGCGAGCACGGAUGAAAUUUUAAAAAAGGAAAAGAAAAUUGAUAUUGUGUUACUCAAUGCUGCAGUAUUCGGCCUGCCGUGGACAGUCACUGAAGAUGGGUUUGAGACCACAUUCCAGGUCAAUUAUUUAAGCCAAUACUAUUUGCUCAUAAACAUUGAAAAAAUUCUAGCUCUGGAUGCUAGAAUCGUAUUUGUUUCGUCAGAAUCCCACAGGAACAUAAAUUGGGACUCGCAUAAAACUUUGAUGCUAUCAAUUGAUCAACUCUCUUUACCUAAAGACGAAUACACCUCGAUCAGAGCGUAUAAUAUUUCAAAGUUAUGUGGCCUACUAUCCAUGCAUUACCUGGCUUACCGGUGGCUGCACACACAGAAGCAGGUGUUCUGUGCCCACCCUGGCUCCUUCGUCAAGACCAGGCUUUGUCGAAAUUGGUGGGUGUACGAGGCGCUGUACACUUUUAUGAAACCUUUUUCGAAAACAAUUUGCCAGGCUGCAAGCACCCCGCUCUAUUGUGCCAUCUCACCAGACCUAAAAGGCGUAUCGGGUAUUUACUUCAAGGACUGUAAGCGGUGCUCCGAGAGCGACAUAGCGAACGACCUUCAUUUGUCUUUCAGACUCAACGACUUGACUAGCGAUGUGAUCCGCGAACGCGUUGGUAGUUACGAUGACGUCAUCGACCGAGUCAAACGAGACGAAUACGGCAAGCAGCAUCACGCCGAAGAUGAAACAGUUAUUUCCAAUUACUCGGGUACAAUCAAUUCAUAG